Messenger RNA from Ciona intestinalis (vase tunicate), 1910 nucleotides. The record is from RefSeq and is a predicted model, not a curated record. NCBI's taxonomy places the organism in Eukaryota, Metazoa, Chordata, Ascidiacea, Phlebobranchia, Cionidae.
AGUCUUUUUGUAUUGUAACUUAAUAUUGCUGUUGUUCUAGAUAUUUUAAGUUCUAGUAAUGGACGUAACAAUCGCGGAGAAACGUAAUUAUUACGUCGGCGAAACAAACAAUCAGUUAAGAGAAGGAUACGGAGUCUAUUGUUAUGCUAACAAAUUCUUUCGUUAUGAAGGGGAGUGGUUGAAGGGGAAGAAACAUGGACAUGGCAAGUUAUUAAUGGGAGAUGGUUCAUAUUACGAGGGCGAGUUCAAGGACGGUGAGAUCGACGGACAUGGUUAUCGUAAAUGGGAGAGAACGGGUGAUGAUUAUUCAGGGGAAUUUUUAAAGGGUGAAUUACACGGGCAUGGCGUGAUGAACUACAACGAUGGAAGUCAAUAUAGGGGUGAGUUCUGUAACAAUCAACGUCAUGGUACAGGGGUUCUUACUGAUAGAGACGGCAAUGAAUAUGAAGGAGCUUGGUAUAAAAACAAGAAGCAUGGACAAGGUGUACAAACUUAUUUCAAUGGUGAUGAAUAUGAGGGUGAAUGGGUUGAAGGCGCUCGACACGGGCAUGGGGAACUUAACUGCGUUGAUGGUUCAAUAUAUGAAGGACAAUGGAGAGCUAAUAUGUUUAACGGGGAAGGUAGUAUGGUCCAUGCAAGUGGAGUAACAUACGAAGGUCUGUGGAUAAAUGGGAAGCCGGCAGCAGAAGGAAAGGAGAUCGUUGUUCGAUUACCGACCAACCAAACCCAUAUUGAGGUUCCACAAGGAAAGAAGUUUUCACUCCAGUUUGAAAUCGUGGAUGUGAAUAAAGAGCCCGUUGUUGGUGUCCAUGGAAGGGAGUUCCGCAUCACAGCUGGAUAUCGAUAUCUUCCACCAUCUAAGCAAGGAAACCAAUCCAUACUUGAACUUAUUGAAGACAUGGAGGAAAAACCAAUCACUACACCUUUCGGCUACGAUGUAUUGCCGUAUCCACUCCUUGAAAAUGUUGGGGUGUCCGAAGAAACAGAUGAAAUUAUAAAGAACAAACACAGAAUGAGCCCCGUUAAUGCAAGAAUAUUUGGUGAAGAGACGAUCCAUGAAACGCAUUCAACGGAACCUCAUAAGAACGAAGAUGAAGUUGAACCCGAUGAUGGGUCCAUUAUAUCAGACAACAGACACAUUCAAAGCGAAGUGAUGCUCAGUGUUGAAGUGGAUGAUGUUGAUGUAACUUUCUCCAUCAACCCCCCUCCUGCUCCACAAAGAUCCGCACCUGAUGGGAGCGUCGAGUUCAAGGAUCUUUAUCUUCCAUCUGCACCACCUACGUACAGACCUUUGUUGUUAGAUGAGGUAACUCCCGCUAGCUCUGUUGCUUCUUCAAGAAGAAGCGUCGGGCAGUCUUCUACUUCUUCUGUAAGAUCGGAGAAGGGUAAACGUUCCAAGGGAAGUCGUAACACAAGUGCGGCAUCAACUUCCAGCACGAGCGUCAACGAAUCUAAACCGGGGAAAGCAGGGAAAGCUAAGAAUGAAGAAGAAAGAGGAGCUAAGCCAGGCGAAUAUUUGAUGAUCGUCACUGAAGUGACCAACCCCCCUUUCCUGGGUGACAACUUGCCACCUGCGUUUGUGGUUGUCAAAGUUACAACUCCUAAAAAGGCCGUAAAGAAACCGACCGGGAAGCGUCCAAGCUUGAAUUGAAACUCCAUAUAUUUUUAUAAAUAUUUUAUUUGUUAAACAAAAACAAACAUGUUUCACAAUGACUUUACAAAGUUAAACACAAGUGUCCCUGAAUGCAGUUUAAUUAUCUUGGCACAAUACUAAUAAUGAUAUGAAAUGCAUAUUUUCACUGCGGCUAACAAAUAUUUGUUUACAUUAUUUAUAUUUACCAGUUGCGAUAUUCCUUUGUUACGCCCAGCAGCAAAAUAUUUCGCGCAAGAAAUAAACAUGAAAUAAUUUC